Molecule: messenger RNA, 5242 nt
Organism: Rhincodon typus (whale shark)
Lineage: Eukaryota; Metazoa; Chordata; Chondrichthyes; Orectolobiformes; Rhincodontidae
Product: 2-hydroxyacyl-CoA lyase 2-like
Exons: 5
Coding region: 4-627 (207 amino acids)
Biological process (GO): L-valine biosynthetic process
Cellular component (GO): acetolactate synthase complex
Molecular function (GO): acetolactate synthase activity; thiamine pyrophosphate binding; flavin adenine dinucleotide binding
Source: RefSeq, a predicted model, not a curated record
GGAAUGGAAUUUUGUUUUUCAUCUUUCAGUGAAAAAGCAGAGGAGGAAGUGAUGACACACUUGAAUCCACUGAAAGUUCUGCAUCGCGUCGAGCAUUUGAUGGAAGAAGACAGUAUAAUAGUGACUGAUGGGGGUGACUUUGUGGGAAGCGCUGCCUAUAUCUUGAAACCCCGAGGUCCUCUCCGAUGGCUCGAUCCCGGAGCUUUUGGCACACUCGGAGUAGGUGGUGGAUUUGCACUUGGAGCCAAGCUUUGCAGACCAGAGUCGCAGGUUUGGAUUGUUUAUGGUGAUGGAUCCCUUGGCUACAGCAUUGCUGAAUUUGACACAUUCAAACGUCACCAGAUUCCUGUAAUCGCCUUGGUUGGCAAUGAUGCUGGCUGGAGCCAGAUUUCCCGAGAGCAGGUUCCUUUGUUGGGCAGCAAUGUGGCCUGUGGCCUGGCAUACACUGAUUAUCAUACAGUUGCUGAGGGAUAUGGCGGUAAAGGCUUUCUACUGAACCGGGAAAAUGAAGAUCAGAUGGACGAUCUAAUACAGGCUGCUCAGGGGGAAUGCAGGAAAGGGAAUCCGACCCUCAUAAAUGUUCUGAUAGGAAAAUCGAACUUCAGGGAAGGCUCCAUCUCUGUGUAAUAACUCCUUCUGUAUAUAUCAUGGAUUUGCUGUAACGUGUGUGCCUUGCCCCAUUAUAAUCUUGUCCUAGUGGCAUAGACAGAAAACAGAAUGGCGAAAGGUUGUAUAUGAUCAUGCAAUAGCAUUUAAUGCACAAGGUACUUAAUCAAAGACUAAUUUACAUGAACUACCACUGAUAUUUUGAUUUUAUUUUUGUUUUUUAGUAAAAGAAAUGAAGGUAUAUUUUAUUAAUUUUUAAGUUGAUCUGUGUGUUAAAUUUGUUGAGUCCAUAAUACUGUGUAGCUUGGAACUGGUUAACAGUGGUUUUCAUUGCAGUUCCUGGGAGCCACUUGAACAAUCUCUCUCUUUGUCGGAGGAACCUCAAGGUUCUUGCUGCUGGGUUUGCUUGUGUGUGCUGAAAGAGCUGGAGCAUGGUGCUGUUUCCACCCCAGCAAAGAAAAAGGAUCUGGAAGCAACAUGAUCCUUGCACCAUGAAUCAGAGGCACUGGCUAAAAUAAAGAGUGAGCCCGUUUCUUUUAGUUUCUGUUCACUCUGGUUUGCUUGGUAAGUGCAUGGCAUCCCCUGCCUGUGGUAACAUGAUGGGAUCCCGGAGCUGGUUGUUAAAUGGCAGUCAUCGCGCACCCCCUCCCAGAUAGGAGCUGCUCCAUCAGGAAGAAUCUUAGCAAACUGCAAUUCCAAAGUUGCUCGAUGGUUAUCAACCUCGCUGCAGCCUCUUUACAUCCCAUUUUUGUAGCAGUGGUGACAAUGCCUGUACAAAGUUCUGGUGUGGAUGAUAGUGACACCAUGUUGUACAUGCCACAGUGAAGCUUUUUUGUGAUCAGGUCCAUUCUUGACCCUGUUGGUUUUCCCACGUGCUCUGCAACUGGUUUUUCCACGUACUCUGCCACUUGCCUCCCCACGUGCUCUGCCGCUUGAGAGGUCAGAGACAGAUCUUUCUGGCCACCAUCCAGAAGAUGUUUUUGAAUAUAAGAAAGCAACUCAGGAACUUCUAGCAAUCCUCACAAGUGAGCAGUUGUGAGUUUGUAGGUGCCAGUGGGUGCUUUCUGAGAGUUACUGCUUCUACUUUAAAAGUUUGCAACAAGAUGUGAAAAGACCAGUGACAGGACCAUUGCUGUCUAAUCCAUGCAAUGCUCCAUUCUUCACGCUCUCUUAUAAAUUAAACUGAAUCAUUGAACUUCUUUGUAAAUUUCUCUGCAUUUAAUUUAGAUUAUUUUUCUUAACUUUGUAAAAUGAAAGCUAUUUCAAUAGUAGGCUGUUUAAAAUUCAUUCUUUCAAAUUAAUGCUCAUAGUUGAUCCAAAUAAUUAGCCAUUUCCUCCUUUUUAAUCACUGAGAGACGGAGAAAUGUCUGCAUUACUUCAAUACUUCUAAACCCCGCAUUGCAUGUUAUGCACUGAUUUACCUAAUCUUUGGUUACAUUCAAUCAUUGAUUUCGGACAACUCCACUUUUAAGCUGUUACCUAGACUCUUUACUGAGGCGUCAGUACAUUAAUCUGUCAGUGCAUUACAUAAGCAACAAGACUUCUGAACACUUUGUAAGCCAUGAAUUUUCGUAUUGUCCUAAGUGCUCUCUGUUUGAUUGUGGAAGACUCCAGCUUGUGGAUUACAGAAGCAGCAUGACCAUUUUGAAUACAAAUAUGAGCUGAAUUUCACCUGAUAUUUAGAAAAUGCUACAAAAGCUCAGCAGGUCUGGCAGCCUCUGUGGAGAGAAAUCAGAGUUAACUUUUCAGGUCCAGUGACCCUUCCUCAGAACCCUUUUGAAUGACUUGAACUGUUUUGAACAGUUUGUUCUCCCAAUCUUCAGGUUUUCUUUUAAUUGUGUAUUGCCCAUUGUAGAUUUUAUCUUCAGUUCUUCCUUGGUGUUGGUACCUGCCAACCUCUUGAGCAAAGGAUUUUCAACAGUAGAAAAUAUUUUAAGUAAUUACUAGAUCAUUGGCUGUAUAAGGAUAUGGUGCUUGAAGAAAAUACAAGUUAUUGGCUCAAAGACCAGUACAUGAGCUACCAAUGAAUGAUACUACUUUCUAGACAAUCUGUUGUUUGUUGUUUGAUGUUUUAUGUUUUAGAAAUAUAGCAGGUUUUUGACUCUUCUCCUAUUAUGAGAAUCUGUAACUAAUGUGUUCCCAGACACUUCUACGUGAUAGCAGUUUGUUUACUAAAUCUGGUUUUGGCUGUCUCCACCACAUCUCCCUUCAGUAUUUGGUGAUGGGUCUUUCACCUGUUAGUGAGAUAAGUCUUUCACUUCAUUGCAAGUUCUCUGAUAAACACCAUGUGUGGAUGUAGUGUCAUUGCGACCAUUCUAUUAAUAGCACUCUGAUCCACUCAGUGAUCAUGCCUCCCAGCCUUGAUGCUGGGGAUGCAACUUUCUCCCUCUUGCUAAUUGACCUCGGAAUAUUAGGAAUAGAAGAAUGUCAUUCAGCCUCUUGUUCCAGCGUUCACAUAGACUAGGCUGGUCUGUGCCCUAUUUGUCCAAAUGAGCUGAAUUUCACCUGAUAUUCUUGCCUGAAGAAAAUCAGUUGAACUCCAUAUUGAAAGCUCCAUUUGGUUCCUGCCAUCCUGGCCUUUUGAAUGGGAACAUUCCACAUUUUUUUGCUAACUUGUGCCUAAAAAAUGUGAUUCUUGAUUUUGCUGCUGAACUGACAGGCUCUAAUUUUUAAAGUCUGAUCCCUUGUUCUUGAUUCUUCAAUCUGAGGAAAUAGUUUCUUUAUAUCUAGCAUGUUAAGAGGAAUUGAUCGAACAGAAACACCUCUACCAGAUCACUCCUCAAUCUUCUGGGUUGAUAAGUCAUGUUUACCCCAGCUGUUCUUGUAAUUUAAUCCUUAAUAAACAUGGUGGGACUUACGUAUGCUUAAAUUUAAGGAGCUUUUAAUUUAAAUUAUGUGUUUAAUCUUCAUGUUCAUACUUUGUAGUUUAUCUUCUUGUCAGCUUGAUGUCUGUGUUCCUGCUUCUCAUUUACCAAAUUUUCAUCAGCAUAUCACAUAGUUGAUUUUGCACACAUUUCUAGAGUUUGCGUACUCAAUUGCUUUAAUUGUGUGAUAUUUAUCCUCUAUUAUUCCUGAUUUUGAUAUUCUUCUAGUACUGAUAGCUAUCUGCUGUGAACAGUGAUAUUUGUGACAAUGGCCACUAAAGCGAAUCACCUUGCUCACACAUCACACUGCUCAAAGUAAGUGGUGAUAACAAGGUUGGCAUUGCCAUGUCAACAUUUAUGUUGAUACAGUAGGUUUUUGGUAUCAGUCUGCAGAGAUGGAUUGAUUCCUCUUCCCUUGGUUGAAAUAAAUAGGAUUUUGUCAUAAGUGGAUUUGACAUAAUUGGGCAGAGUUGCUACGUGCUUGCAUAAAGCAAGUUCUGAAAUUAACCUGUGUUCAGGAAAUUGAUGUUAAUGUCAAAAGCCUGGAAAGCAGUCUGUUUACUUAAGCAGGUUCAUAUGAAAUUACUUUGUCCUAAUCUAAUGCUACGUAAUGUCUCUCCUCAAAUUGUAAAUUUAACUGUAAUGUAUUAAGUGUUUGUUGGCUGAGAUUCAAAUACCUUCAUGUUAAGGCGGUAAUUAAUUGAAUGGUAGUGAAGCAAGUGUAGGAAUGUUAGUUUGCCCCAAGAUGGCAGUGGUGGCCUUUGGAAGUCCACUAGUUGUACCUGGUGCUUGCUGCUUUCAUUGGAUGUCUGGAUUUCUUCCUGAUGUUGCAGAGUUGGCUGUCUAUUGGCUAGUUGGACAAAUAAUUGAUGCAGUUAAAACUCAAAGAGGAUGUUCUGAUCAUACUUGUCAUAUACCUAUUGAAUUAAAGGUUUAAUGCAGUCAGCAUCAAAUUACAAUUAUAGGUUUUAGAUUGUCCAAGAAACUCCUUUCUGUGUGACUGACUACUUAACAAAGCUUUGAGAUCUGUUGAUUUUUCUUAAUGUUUCUUAAUUCUUAACAAUUCUUCAUUUUUAACAAUUCUUAACAAAUUCAUGGUGCUAAUGGAUUUGGGGAAUAGGGUCAUUUCUAGCUGUAUUCCGUACUGAGGAUGACAAUUACCAGCACUUGGGGCAGCACGGGAAAUUUAUUUCCAGCACCUUUUGGUGGGUGUUGCAUUAGUGUUGCUGGAUGGAACUUGUCAUUCAGAGAUUUGCUGGUGUAAUUGGAGGCUGGUGACUGUGCUCUAAAGUGACCACGAGUCCCUGCCGUUUCUGUUGGGUCUUGUGGUGUUGGAGUUAGUGCAGUGGGGUCAAGAGGAACCAUUUGAAUUGUGUAACUUUCUGUCAGUUCUUUCCAUGCCAGAGUUCUUCGCACUGCACUUAAACCACACCUGACUUUUGCAGAGUUUCAGAAGUGCCACUAACUUGGGGCUUGCGCAUCCCUUCCCUUUGUAGAAAUUGGACAAUUGACUACUUCUGUUGUGUUGUGACUACUUCUGCAGUCUGGACGUGAGGAACUGAGAAACAGCGGAGAUCAGGAUGGAAUUUUAACAUCUAAUCAGUUGACGAUUAGCGUUUGGAUUUAUUUUGAAAUUCUUAAAAGAGCAUGUUUAAAUUUAAUAGGUAAUUGUGGACUAGGUUAAGUUCUACCUCCAUUUAUAAGUAAAUGCUGCGUUUUAUUCUGUACCUUUACUGUGCAUUGAAAUAUUAAAAGUCUUCUUUACAACCUGA